CUUCUUCGACGCACACACGGUGCUGGUCCGGAUGUUGCUGGUGGCAAGGAGGUAACCACGAGCAAUUAUCAGCUGAGUCGCGCCAUACCUAUACCUACAACAUUGGAUCAGCUGCUCAAAACUGCGCAACACGUGCGCGUUUCUUCUGUCGUUUUGUGCGGAACGUGAACGUAUACCAUCGUGGAUCGAAAACAUCACCGAGACGAGGGCUGAACUCGGGCAAAGACAGCUAAAGAGAUGGGCGUCCACGACAACACCGACUCCAAGUUCGGUCUGCUGAAGAAGCGUCCGGCCAGUCUCGUCGUCUUCCCCGAGGGCCCGAGCAAAUUGCUCAAACGCGAGGACUCGUCCAAGCAACCGACUGCCAACGGCUUCAGGGCUAAUAACCUUCCUGAGAAACCUGUACUCAGCCUGCAGCAACAAAGAAAAUCCCUGCCUGUUUACAAACUCAGAAAAAAAUUACUAGAGGAGAUCAGAAAAAACAACACCUUGAUAAUCAUAGGCGAGACCGGCAGUGGAAAAACGACGCAAAUCCCACAACUACUGCUGACGUCCGGCAUGGCUGGACCAAACGGCUGCAUCGGCAUUACUCAACCGAGGCGCGUGGCAGCUGUCAGCGUAGCCAAGAGGGUGGCUCAAGAGCAGAACACGAUUCCCGGCAAGCUGGUGGGCUACUGCGUGAGGUUCGAAGAUGUCACAUCCGCACAGACCAGGAUAAAGUACCUCACCGACGGUAUGAUGGUCAGGGAGGCCAUGGUCGACGAGGUUCUGUCCGACUACUCUGUCAUUAUACUGGACGAGGCUCACGAGAGAUCUGUGCAUACCGACGUGUUGCUCGGCGUUGCCCGAAGAGCUCAAAAACUGAGGACGCACAAAAAUAUGCCGCCGCUGAAGCUCCUCGUCAUGUCGGCCACCAUGGACGUGGACAAGUUCACUAAGUACUUUAACGCCCCAGCGAUAUAUCUGGAGGGCAGGCAGCAUCCGGUUCAAAUGUUCCACACGAAAAAGUCACAGGACGAUUACGCAUUUGCAGCUAUGGUCACGGUCUUUCAAAUACACAGAGAAAGCCCGCCAAACGAAGACAUUUUAGUAUUUUUAACGGGACAAGAGGAAAUCGAAGCUGCAGCAACGGCCGCUAGACAAGCAGCCAAGCAACUGGAUGGUAAGGGUUAUCCGCCACUCAAAGUAUUUCCUCUGUAUUCAGCGUUGCCGACGCACCAACAACUUGAAGCAUUUAAACCCUCGCCGCCGGGAAUGAGGAAACUAGUAUUAGCUACAAACGUAGCUGAAACGUCAGUAACUAUUGGAGGGAUUCGGAGCGUGAUAGACUCAGGAAUGGUUAAAGAGCGAACGCAUCAUCCGACUACGGGAUUAGAUGUGCUAAGGAUAGAUAAAAUAUCGAAAGCACAAGCUUGGCAGAGGACGGGAAGGGCCGGUAGGGAGGCUCCUGGAAAGUGUUAUCGUACUUACACUCUCGAGGAGUUCGAAAAACUCAAAGAAAUGCCGGUACCCGAAAUUCAAAGAUGCUCGUUGGCUGGAGUCGCGCUUCAAUUGCUCGCCAUUGGAAUUGAUAUUACGACCUUUGAUUUUAUGGACAAGCCUCCCGAGGAAUCGAUAAAUUCGGCUGUCAAGUGUUUGGAAAAAUUGGGAGCCGUCAAAGGUACUCCGCCACACCUGACGACACUUGGUAGAACGAUGUCUCUGUUCCCUCUUGACCCACGUUUCACAAAAGUCAUUCUCGCCUCUGUUGAACACAAGUGUCUUGAAGAAGCCCUGACUGUGAUAGCGCUCUUAUCGAGCGAGAACGUAUUCUCCGAACCACCGUCCAAACGUCAACAGGCACUGGCUGCCAGAUCAAAAUUCGUAUCGGAAGAAGGGGACCACGUGACGCUGCUCAACGUAUACAAAGGCUUUUUGAACGCGCAACAGAAGAAGGUCUGGUGCCAAGAAAAUUUUUUGCAUUUUAGGAAUUUGGAUUACGCUCAGAACGUUAGAAAGCAACUGGCCACACUUACCGAGCUGGCCAAGCUCGAAAAGAUGAGCUGUGGAAAUGACACGGAAUGCCUUAGGAGAGCUAUGCUCGAAGGAUUGCGGGAGAACGUGGCCGAGAUGCAGAGGGACCAGAGUUACGUUUCGAUUUCUUCUCGCUACCCCGUCGCAAUCCAUCCAUCCUCGGUACUUCACGGCACGAAACCCCAACUCGUGCUUUUUACUGAGGUUAUACUUACCGGAAGGUGCUACAUUCGAGGGCUUUCGAUCAUAGAUCCAACGUGGAUGAAAGAAAAGUCUGGAUCGUCCGGAAAAAAGGAAUAAGAGGAAUGUGAGCUGGUAUUUUUCUAUCAUUAUAUCACUGCUUCUGUUCAUAGAUCUAUAAAUGUUUAUUUUAUUACGUUUGAUAUAAUCACGGAAGUUUUCAACAUCCAUUAAAUCCAUUUAAUUAUUUAGUUUUUUACUUGAAACAAUUUUUCUUUUAUUGUUUUCUUUUCUUUGAGUAAACGAAACGCUA
This is a messenger RNA of Copidosoma floridanum, 2506 nucleotides long. RefSeq names its product ATP-dependent RNA helicase DHX33 (gene ath). The record is from RefSeq and is a predicted model, not a curated record. Gene Ontology annotation, cellular component: intracellular anatomical structure; nucleolus. Gene Ontology annotation, molecular function: ATP binding; helicase activity; double-stranded RNA binding. Gene Ontology annotation, biological process: positive regulation of transcription by RNA polymerase I. Lineage: Eukaryota; Metazoa; Arthropoda; Insecta; Hymenoptera; Encyrtidae.